Adineta steineri is the source of this 708-nucleotide messenger RNA. The record is from the annotation of a GenBank genome assembly. NCBI's taxonomy places the organism in Eukaryota, Metazoa, Rotifera, Eurotatoria, Adinetida, Adinetidae.
AUGCCAAUGAGUUAUUAUUACCUGAACUAUAUUUGGCCAUCAACAAAUGCGUAUUGUGUAUGGUGGACAUGGUGUGAAUUCUCUCUAAGUACUAUUGGAUUAUAUCUAAUGGCAUGGAUUUCUAUUGAACGACAUUUACUUAUUUUUCAUGAACAUACAAUAUUUCAAGUACGAUGGAAAAAAUGGAUCUUUCAUUUUAUUCCCAUUGCAUUCAGUUUAAUGUGGGCACCAUUAUUUUUUCUUUUCUUAGUUGUAAUUCAUCCAUUUUGCACAAAUGUAUGGAUUUUUAAUUUACCUCUUUGUGGUUUUCCAUGUUAUGCUGAAAACAAGAUUUUACAUAAAUUUGAUUUUAUAUUUAAUAUUCUCUUUCCUAUUCUAAUCAUUAUGUUAGCAAAUGUAACGUUAAUUAUUCGAGUUCUCUAUCAGAAGAUGUCUCGACAACGAGUAAUUAAUUGGCGACGUCAUUUGAAAAUGAUGUUACAAUUAUGGAUUGUUUCAUCACUCUAUAUGGGAUUUUGGUUACCUUUGGUAAUCACAUUAUUUAUUGAAAUGACUACACAACCAUUAUUUAUGAUUAAUCAACUAGAGACAAUGCAAUUCGCUCCCUAUUUUGUUCCACUUUUCUUACCAAUGAAGACCGGUGUUCUACUUUCAAAAUUACAAUCUAAUCUAACUAAAAUUCUUCCAAGUUUCAUACAAAAACGCUAA